Diutina rugosa is the source of this 1377-nucleotide messenger RNA. It is a transcript of the gene ENT3, whose product is annotated as Ent3p. The record is from RefSeq and is a predicted model, not a curated record. Gene Ontology annotation, cellular component: plasma membrane; endosome; clathrin vesicle coat. Gene Ontology annotation, molecular function: clathrin binding; phospholipid binding. Gene Ontology annotation, biological process: Golgi to endosome transport; endocytosis. The coding region runs from base 1 to 1377 and encodes 458 amino acids. The transcript has a single exon. NCBI's taxonomy places the organism in Eukaryota, Fungi, Ascomycota, Pichiomycetes, Serinales, Debaryomycetaceae.
AUGGACUUGUUGAAGGACGCGGCGAAGCAAAUCAACUUGUACGAAGUGAAGCACUACGUGCGCAAGGCGCAGAACGUGGCGAUGAACCUCACCGACAUGGAGGCGAAGGUCCGCGAGGCGACCAACAACGAGCCGUGGGGCACGCUGUCCACCGUCAAGGCGCAGAUCGCCGCCGGCACCUACAACUACCGCGAGCGCGAGGAGAUCUUGCUGUUCAUCUUCCGCCGGUUCACGGAGAAGGCCGCCAACGAGUGGCGCCAGAUCUACAAGCUGUUGGAGCUUUUGGACUACUUGAUCAAAAAUGGGUCCGAGCGCAUCAUCGACGACGUCAGAGCCAACAUGAGCCUUAUCCAGAUGCUCAAGCUGUUCCACUACAUCGACUCCAAGGGGAGAGACCAGGGGAUCAACGUCCGCAACCGGGCGAAGAACUUGUUGGCGUUGCUUAACGACGACGCUUUAAUCAGACUGGAGCGCAAAAAGGCCCGCGCCAACGCCAAAAAGUUCGGCGGAGUGUCGCUGGCGGCGUACGGCGGCGCUGGCUCCUUCGCCACCGGCCAGGGCGCCGCUGGGUUUGAGGACGAUGACUACUCGAGCCGGGUGUUUGGCGACGGUGGUGUCUACGGCGCACGCUACGGCGACACCGCCGAAGAGUACGCCGGCGGUGCUGGUGGCGACGACGAGUUCGAAGAGUACGAAGCGGCGCCGUCGGCGCUGGGGGCGCUGGCGGCGCGCUCGAAGGCGACCACCGCCACCACCAACGCCAACGCCACCGCCGCCCAACAAGAACCCGAUCUUUUGGGAGACUUAAUGGACUUUGGCUCGCUGCUGGCGCCGCAAACCUCCACCAGCGCCGGCGCCGCCGCUGCUGCCGACGACGACGACGACUUCGACGACUUCCAGACGGCGCCGUCGGCGCUGGCGGCCGCCCCCGUCAACAACCUCAGCAACAACCUCGCCAACUUGUACGUGUCGCUGCCCACCCUCGCCCAGCAACCUCAACUCCACCAACAACAACAACAACAACAGCAACAGAACCUCUUCCAGCAACCGGCGCAGAAGUUCCAGCCCGUGCAACAGCAGGCGAACUACCACGUGAACCUGGCGGCGCUGCUGGGCCCCGCCAAGCCGGCGCCGAAGGAGGACGCGUUCUCGUCGUUGUUCAGCACCGCGAAGACCAAGACCAAGGCGCAGUCGCCGCUGCAACCGAAAGCGACCCCGCUGUCGUCGGCGCUGCAAUCGAAGCCGGCAGCGCUGGCGGUGCUCGACGACGACUUCUUCUCGCUGCCGGCGCCGGCGCUGCUGUCGCUGGCACCCGCCACCAACAAUACCACCACCACCAACAACAACAACAACGACAUCGACUUGUUAUCGUUUUAA